This is a messenger RNA of Bursaphelenchus xylophilus (pine wood nematode), 702 nucleotides long. NCBI's taxonomy places the organism in Eukaryota, Metazoa, Nematoda, Chromadorea, Rhabditida, Aphelenchoididae. The record is from the annotation of a GenBank genome assembly.
AUGAAGGCUAGAGAAUGUCUGCCGCUUCUGUUUUUACUUCUUACAGCAGUCCAGGCUGAUAGUUAUGCGAAGAUAAAACAGAUCAUCGCCAAAUAUGGAAGCCCUUAUUUUACCGACUCUUUUUUGACAGCCGUAAGUAAAGGAAUAAGUAAUCAUUGUGGGAUCUUUUCACAAAAUUUUAAUAACUUCGCAAAUGGUCCAUUCCUACCUCCUUUUAGGGAUGUGACAGCGUUUACAACUCCGUCAUAUCGAAGGCCAAUUUGAGCGACGCGACUGAUGGUAUGGACUGCAAACUUUUAUAGUCCACAACGUAAUUUUAGACCUAGAAUCGGCCCUGAUGGGCAAAGUGAUGAGUCAAACCAAAUUUAUUGGCCCAGCAAUGGCCUUUCUGGGUCAUGUUCCUAAUGCCACAGAUUAUAUUGACGUGUUCGUUGGUAUCUUUAGUCCAAAGCUGACCAAGAUUUACAACAACAUCAAGAAAAAGAACCCAAAAAAUAAGAAGGUGUUUUCAAACCUGGUGGCAAAGGUAGGAGAGGUCUAUUGUCGAUAAUGGAGAUACUUUAGGCGGCAACCAAGAAGUUCUUUACUACGAGCGUCAAACAGAUCGAGGCGCAGGUUGGCCCCACAGUUUGGAAACACGCCGUACAUGACUUGUAUAGCGUCGUGAACUUUAAUUUCUAUGGUAUCAAGAAAAUAAAUUAA